CUCAGGAAAUGGCUUCAAAUGUGAUUGGACAAACCGCGUCAUGUGACCAUCCUCCAACUGGAGUUUCCACGACAGCUGGGAGCCGUGCGAUACCUCCUCGCGUAUUGCUUUCAUAAAGAAUACGUAGGGACUGUCCUUAUUUCAACAUCCGCAAACAAACUUUUGGCGGCAUGGGAGACAAGAAGAGUCCAACCAGGCCGAAGCGUCAACCAAAGCCUUCGGCGGAAGAGGGAAAUUGGGACUGUAGCGUUUGCACAUACAAGAACACCGCGGAGGCUUUCAAGUGCAUGAUGUGCGAUGUAAGGAAAGGGACGUCAACACGGAAGCCUCGUCCUGUCUCCCAGCUGGUUGCUCAGCGGGUAGCGCCGCAGUUUGCCUCGCCCACGCUGCUGCCCAAGAAGGACAAGAAGGACAGAACGGACCAGGAGAAGAAUGACAAAGAGCCCACAGUGAAGAAGAACAGCCACAAGAAGAUGAGGCCCAGGUUAAAAAACAUUGACAGGAGCAGCGCUCAGCACCUAGAGGUCACGGUUGGAGACCUGACUGUCAUCAUCACAGACUUUAAGGAGAAAACCAAACCUCCCCCCUCCUCCACCACCACCACCACCACCACCACCACACCCCCCACCUCUACCACCCCCUCCAGCACUGUGUCUGUGUCUGCAGAACACCACAGUGGCUCCAGCUCAGACAACAACACUGAGAGAGGGGUCUCACGGUCAUCUUCACCCCGAGGAGAGGGCUUCUUAGUCGGGACAGAGUCCCACUAGACCACCACAAUUGGAACCCAAGACCCCCCCCCCCCCAAGUUGGAGGCCCUGGACCACCAAACUCCUAGCCCAACAGACCCUCAGACCUCCAACCCCUAGACCUUGGCCUGGACAUCCAACCCCUAGACCUUGCCCUGGAUCCCCAACCCCUAGACCUUGGCCUGGAUCCCCAACCCCUAGACCUUGGCCUGGAUCCCCGACCCCUAGACUUUUGCCUGGACACCCGACCCCUAGACCUUGGCUUGGAUCCCCAACCCCUAGACCUUGGCCUGGACCCCCGACCCCUAGACCUUGGCCUGGACCCCCGACCCCUAGACCUUGGCCUGGACCCCCGACCCCUAGACAUUGGCCUGGACCCCCGACCCCUAGACCUUGGCCUGGUACCCCGACCCCUAGACCUUGGCCUGGUACCCCGACCCCUAGACCUUGGCCUGGACCCCGACCCCUAGACCUUGGCCUGGAUCACUGACCCCUAGACCUUGGCCUGGAUCCUCGACCCCUAGACCUUGGCCUGGAUCCCGAACCCCUAGACCUUGGCCUGGAUCCCCAACCCCUAGACCUUGGCCUGGACCCCCAACCCCUAGACCUUGCCCUGGAUCCCCAACCCCUAGACCUUGGCCUGGACCCCCGACCCCUAGACCUUGGGUAUGACUACUCAUGGCUUAACAUAGGCCACUCUAACCUCACUCCUCUGUCCUCAACUCUGAUAUGUAAUGUUAUCUCUGGACUUGCACAUUUACUGUAGUACUAGCUACAGGUUACAGCUAGAUCAACACAUUUAGCAGCUACAGGUUAUAGCUAGAUCAACACAUUUAGCAGCUACAGUUUACAGCUAGAUCAACACAUUUAGCAGCUACAGGUUACAGCUAGAUCAACACAUUUAGCAGCUACAGUUUACAGCUAGAUCAACACAUUUAGCAGCUACAGGUUAUAGCUAGCACUACUACUAGCAACCUUGAGUUGUGGUUUGCUUUUGGACAAAAAAAACACCACAAUCUGAAGUCUUGUUUUAAUGAAAUUUCUCUGAUUAACUUUAGGUCAAUUUAACUGACUUUUAAAAACUAUUUUUUGAAACCUGUGUUCUAAACAUGAAGUAAUGUCAUUACAUUUAGCUGAUCUUAGCCUAUUGUACAGCUCUGUUUUUUAAUGUGUUAUAACAUCACGUCAGUGUUAGUAUCCAUGUCAACAUCGGAACUUUCAACCUCCUGUCCAAUGAGAACUGUCGUGACAUGAUGAUUAUGGUUCAGAGUUCUUCAGUUUGUGUUGCAUUAUGGGAGAAAACAUGAGGUACAUGUGGAGAGGAUGGAAAACCUAUAGGCUCUCUUUUGGUACUUGUCUCUCAGUUGUAAAGUGUCAUUUAUUGAUUGAAUGUGUUGGAGACUGAAUUGUAUUGUCAUUGACUCACAUCAGCCGGGACCUGGUGUGGUUUUAUCAUUCAUGAGAAAAUAUUCUUCAAAAACAACGUCUGUUUUUGAAUUGUGUCCUUUUUAACACCACCUCAAAUGAUUGAUCAUACUGUAUCACAACAUUCACUGUUACAUUUUCUAUCAUUUGUUUUGUUUCUACCAAGCAUUUAUGUUUAGAAAUGUAUGGACAACUUGGUUGGUUACAUGGUUCAAUGUCUAUAAAGAAAGAUAUAAAUA
Molecule: messenger RNA, 2413 nt
Organism: Salvelinus namaycush (lake trout)
Lineage: Eukaryota; Metazoa; Chordata; Actinopteri; Salmoniformes; Salmonidae
Product: YY1-associated factor 2-like
Exons: 4
Coding region: 171-770 (199 amino acids)
Biological process (GO): positive regulation of DNA-templated transcription
Cellular component (GO): nucleus
Molecular function (GO): DNA binding; transcription coregulator activity
Source: RefSeq, a predicted model, not a curated record